Aureobasidium vineae is the source of this 672-nucleotide messenger RNA. The record is from the annotation of a GenBank genome assembly. Lineage: Eukaryota; Fungi; Ascomycota; Dothideomycetes; Dothideales; Saccotheciaceae.
AUGGGUGUCAUGUCCAAAGCACGCGGACUAGGCCUGGGCAUCAUGAUCUGGGCUUUGGCCGUGCCAAUCUUCCUCUUCACACUCUUUCCACUCAUCUCCUCGACCUCUAACGGCCUGUCUGGAAUCUACCUACUCACGCACAAGUGGAACGAUGAUGACCAUAGCUGGUUGAGACUGGGCUACUAUGGCCUGUGCAUCGUCCACAGCAAGCACGGCGGUGACCACUGUAUGACCACUACUGGCCGCUCAAGCAAGGAUCUUGUCAAGGGCUUCAACAUCGACACCGAUAACAAGGGAACCUUCAACUACGAUCUCAAGCUGCAACACGACGUCUUCGUCGCCUUCCUUACUGCUGGUGGUGUCAUCUGGUUCAUCUCGCUCGUCUUCAUCUCUCUCGUCAUUCUCAGAGGCUCAUCUGCCGGACGUCUCAUUCGCAGUGCAGCAAAGGUCACCAGUCUUGCAGGCGCCACCUUGAUGAUCGCUAGCGCAUGGGCAACCAACUCGGCAGUCAAGGCGUUGGAAGUCUCGACUAAUGGUUCGGUCCAGGGCGGUACUCUGCUCUACGGACUGCAAUGGGUGGCUGCUAUUCUGGCCUUCGUCUUUGCUUAUGCAGUCAGUUCUGUGGCCGACUCCGAAGGCGGCAGCAAGGCUUACCACCUGGGACGUGUUUGA